Molecule: messenger RNA, 234 nt
Organism: Parnassius apollo (apollo)
Lineage: Eukaryota; Metazoa; Arthropoda; Insecta; Lepidoptera; Papilionidae
Source: the annotation of a GenBank genome assembly
AUGAGAAACGACCGGCGCCAAAGAAACAAAAAAAAGGCUAAUGAAGAAAUAUCAAAGAUAUUAUUUUCUGAGAAAUUUUAUAAAUUUGAUAGUGAAGAUACCAUUGUUGAAAAUAAAGAAAAUGAUCAGGAGUUAAUUGAUAUCUUAGUCAGACAGCAUGGAGGAGGGAGUAUUGGUAAUAGAACAUACAUCACUGCUGAAAUAGAAAAAAUUUUGACUGAAUUAGAUAAUUGA